AUGGAGCCAAUUCAUAAUGCAGAUACCAAUACUAUAACAUAUAAACCGCCCAGAGGAUGUAAUUAUCAAGAUUUAAAAGAUUAUUUAGUUUUCUCAAGAAAAGAUAAUGAUAACUUUGUAUAUGAAAUAAAUAAAAUUAAAUCCCCAGAGACAGAAUGUGAGGCUGUAUGGGAAAAAUUACACAAUAAAACUUUAUUUAGAUGUGAAAUCAUUAAAAACUGUAUAAAUUUAACAAAAAAGGAUAUAGAAUCAAAUAACUUUAGCAAUAAUAGUGAAAAAAUAAAGCUUCAAAAUAAAUUAAAUAUGCUAAAUAUGGAAUUAGAAGUAGAGGAAAUAAUAAAAGAUCAAGCCAAAAAAGUUUUUCAUAAAAUCUGUAGAUAA
Dictyostelium purpureum is the source of this 381-nucleotide messenger RNA. RefSeq lists its product as uncharacterized. Bases 1 to 381 code for a protein of 126 amino acids. The record is from RefSeq and is a predicted model, not a curated record. Gene Ontology annotation, cellular component: mitochondrial intermembrane space; mitochondrion. The transcript is spliced from 2 exons. NCBI's taxonomy places the organism in Eukaryota, Evosea, Eumycetozoa, Dictyosteliales, Dictyosteliaceae.